Messenger RNA from Metarhizium robertsii ARSEF 23, 621 nucleotides. RefSeq names its product LPS-induced tumor necrosis factor alpha factor. The transcript is spliced from 2 exons. The coding region runs from base 1 to 621 and encodes 206 amino acids. The record is from RefSeq and is a predicted model, not a curated record. Gene Ontology annotation, molecular function: zinc ion binding. NCBI's taxonomy places the organism in Eukaryota, Fungi, Ascomycota, Sordariomycetes, Hypocreales, Clavicipitaceae.
AUGGAUUCACAACAGCAGCAGCAGCAGGCCAAUGUUGCUCCCGCGCAACCACAGCAAGCCUACCAUCCCGUCACAAACGACAGCGUCCAGCCCGUUCAGCAGCCGAAUACCGGGCACGCUCUGCCUCCAAGCUACAGUCAGGCAAACCAGGCAAAAAAUGCGCCCGCGAACCAGCCGCCCCAGCCAGCAAACAUGGCCGUCACUCCUUUACACCAGCUGGGCAACCAGCCGGAGUGGAUUGAUUGUCCUUUCUGUCAUCAGCGAACGAGGACUACCGUGCAGCGAGAAGGCACUUCUAUGCAAAUAAUUGUCGGUGCCCUCCUCUGUAUCGUCUGUAUUUGCCUCACUUGCCUGCCCUGCCUCGCCGGCUGGUUCGAAGAUACCCAGUACCAUUGCUCCCGGUGCAGGAACAUGGUUGCCAUCCGCCGACACGAUGGCCCAAUCGAGGUUUUCGGUCCCACGAUGCCCGUCUGCUCCCAGUACAGCGGCAACCAGGCUCCCAUGAAUGCCCAGCAGCAGCAGCCUCCACAACAGCACCAGGAGCAGUAUCCCAUGCAUGUGCUUCAGCCACAGGUUCAGCAGCAACAGCAGCCUGUCACGCAGCCUGACGCCAAGAACUGA